AUGGACUCCGCCUCCACGCACAACCCGAGUAAUGGCUCCUUUCCAAUCAAGAGGAAGCCGGAGGAAGAGGUCCAGUUUGUCUCUUCAAAACCGGUGAAGAAGGGCCGUGGCAGUAAAGACUCCCCAGCAGAGGCCCACCCUGCUGUUGACCAGGUCAAUACAUCCAGAGUAUGUCCUCCACAUGGAGACGCUCAUCCUGUCAAUACUCCUACCCACGUUGGUCCGAGCCUCCCGGCGAGUCAACCGCUCCACGAGCUAAGCAACUUCAAUCGCGGCGCUUCCUUGCCCAGUAUGGAGAACUAUGUGUUCCCUCCACCUCUUGAUGGGAUCCCCAGCCAGACUUCUCGGAGCUCUCCGAUGCUGUCUCCUAAGCAGUUGCCACAAGCUGUUCCUUCAAGCCAAGCCGACAAUCAGCUGAACCCUUCAGUACAUCUGAAUGCCAACGAUGCGAAGCUACCGGCUUGGUGCAAUGUUUCGUGGGCACCGUCUUGCAUGCCACCCCAGUCAAUGUCUAUGAAUGCCCCCAUGACUCCCAACCAGUCGGUGAUGACCCCAUACACCCAGCCACCAGUGCCGGAACCGUCUCCGCCUGUCCAUGGAGAGAAGCAAAAGUCGAGGACGUCUGAUAAGUUGGCGACUCUGCCGCCCCAGUGUUCUGAGUCGGUCAUUCAGCCUCGCAAAGACUUGGGCACGGAGAACACCCACAGCAGCCAAGAGUAUCCUCUGGAGGCAAUCUCUGGGCCGAUUCAGACCACGCAGCCUUCCGGGCCACAGAUACCAUGGCAGCCUGCCCAGUCCACCUCGCAGAUUCCACCAGGGCCAGCACCUCACAUUCAAUCGCCGGCACAGCAACACGUGGGCAACAGCCACGGCUACGUCGUAGCAAAUGCGCACGCGUUACCUCCGAAACCACCGUGUCUUGCUUGUGAGCAGAUGCGACAACAGGCUUUGCACAAUAAGGCGGCUAUCUAUCCUGUUGUUGGGAAUUCACCCCAUGAUGGCUGGCAUGGCCCUGAAGUUGCCCAUGGGAAUCACCCUGCUCAUAUGCAGCCUAUGCCAUUCCCAGCUGGUGGUUUCGGUGUGCGCCCUAAUAUGGUCCAAAGCCAUUUGCAUAGACCACAGCACCUCUAUCACGGACAGGUGCCGAUGGGUUACGGCAUGACACCAGUCUCGACUCAAGUACCAUAUCCAGCUCCAGUUCAGAGAGCAUUACCGGUACCACAACUGGGCACAAGCGACUCUCCUUCGGGGGUUUCCUCUCAGAAGUUCACCAACCCACAAUUGAAUGCAUCCCCGGUGCCGGCCACCAUGUCCCGGACGGAGCGUAACCAGCCAGGUGCUUCAUCUCAGGCACUGUCAACGCAGCCAAGCUCGGCAACAGCCUCUUCUCCUAAUCCAGCGGCGGCUGCUACACCUCGACCGCCGACUCCCCCACCAUCAGAGAGCCACUCGCCAAACCUAAUCGUCGACAUAGCCGAAACUUGUGAAGCACUGUUUCCUUGGGACGAGGUCGCAGAGAGACACAAUGUGCAGCGUCAGAAGGUCCUCGACACGUUCGCGGCCAUCAUCCAGCUGCCUUUGAUCCGGUGUACGACCGACAAGAAGCGACACGGGAGGCUGGCGACGAACAGGCUGAAGGAUUACACCAGGGGCAAGAACAUCAUGAACAUGGCGUCCUCUGGGUCCCCGGCGACUACCGCAACCGCGCCGUCCAAGUCGAAUUCCAAAGAGAACCAUGGCGACAGGGCUGUUCUUCCUGGCGUCGUGGAGCUAGCCAACUCAAUGGCACCGGUUACUUUUCCUUCGGCCCUCGCGCAGAAAUACCCAGGGACGUGGUGA
Molecule: messenger RNA, 1839 nt
Organism: Diaporthe batatas
Lineage: Eukaryota; Fungi; Ascomycota; Sordariomycetes; Diaporthales; Diaporthaceae
Exons: 1
Coding region: 1-1839 (612 amino acids)
Source: RefSeq, a predicted model, not a curated record